AAAUUAGCCAAUCAUAGAAGUUUAAUCCACCACGUCAUAACUGAUUUAACGUGAUAAAACUUGUGCGAGAGGACUUUCAUAAUGGGCUUCUAAUAAUUUGUCCUAGCCAAUUUAAAUCAGCCCAAAAACUGACGAUAUCAUUUUGCCUCUUCUGCUCUUCCACUUCACCAUCCGUUUCUUUUGGAGUUAUUGCGAUCUACUCUCAAUAAUUCAAUUCCAGAUCUUUACUCCUAUCGCUAUCCUUCCACCUCCCUUUUAUGUCUCCUCCUCUUAGAUGAAUCCUUUUGUAGACAAGCCUGCUAUGUUCUUUACUCUUGCAAUUUUAGUUUUUUUUUUUGUGCCUGUCGAAGCCAUGGCCUCAAAUCCAGACGGAUCAAGAUUAAUUAUCGUCAUGAAUCAAUGCUGUCUUCCACUACCUCCAUACAUAAGCUGAUGACUCCUUCCAGAGUUAAGACUUAUCCUCACAGCAGGUUUCCGCUGGCUGACCUACGUGACUGAGAAGCGUCUCCGGCGAAGCUAUACUCGGUCGGGUUCAGUUUCGAUCCGAUACUUUUGAAAAGAUUUUUCCCUUUUAACAGCAACAACGAAAGGUAAAGGGAGCGAAAAGCACGAACAUACCACCAUGCCAGCGCAGAUGGUUUUCAUGGACAGAGAUUAUACGAAGAAGAAAGUUCGAAGCUUAGUAGCUGAGUCUUGGGAGUUUCUGUACGCCAUUCCGGUGACUAAGACAAGAGCAUUCUAUGAGAGCUCUGAUUCCUCCAAACCGAUCGAGUUCUUGGUUCGGCACGGUGAAGCUCCGCAGGAACUUUGUGACACAGUUUGCAAUUUGUAUGCAGUUAGCACCUCCACAGGUCUCGGAGGUAUGCACUUGGUGUUGUUUAAGGUUGGGGGCAACCAUCGUCUACCUCCUACAACACUUUCCCCUGGUGACAUGGUUUGCAUAAGAAUUUGUGACAGUAAGGGUGCUGGAGCAACUUCUUGUACGCAGGGGUUUGUUCACAGCCUUGGAGAUGAUGGGUGCAGCAUUGGCGUUGCUCUAGAAUCUCGCCAUGGAGAUCCUACUUUCUCCAAGCUCUUUGGAAAGAGUGUCAGAAUUGAUCGUAUUCAUGGGUUGGCCGAUGCUCUCACUUAUGAGCCUACUUGGAUAACACAAUGCCCGCUGCUUCUUCUCGACACAAGAAUGUCAUAUGGGAGUUUGUCAAUGGCCUGCGAGGAGCGUCUAGAUCCAGCUGGUACAGGCUCAUUAUACAAUGAAGGAGAAGCAGAUAUUGUGGUUAAUCACGUCAUCGCGUUGAUUUAUGCAGGGGUUAGUACAAUGGCUAUAGCCGUUCAAUCCCCAUAUGUUGCUCAGGUGCAGCUUCUCAGAGAAAGGCUAGAUGAUUUUCCAGUUGCUGAUGGAGUUGAGGUCGCAACCAUUGACAGCUUUCAAGGACGGGAGGCUGAUGCAGUGAUCAUAUCAAUGGUACGGUCGAACAACCUAAGUGGGAUUCCUAGGGGAUAGCAGAAGGAUGAACGUAGCCAUAACAAGAGCCCGGAAGCACGUGGCGGUGGUAUGCGAUAGCUCAACAAUCUGCCACAACACGUUCCUUGCAAGACUGUUGCGUCACAUACGCUAUUUCGGAAGAGUGAAACAUGUAGACCCAGGUAGCUUGGGUGGUUCAGGACUAGGCUUGGACCCGAUGUUGCUAACUCCGCCAAACAUACAAUGUAACUACUACCAACAACAAGAAAACCAAAAACUUAUUUUCUCUCUCUAUCUUGGUGUAAUAUGUUUCCAUGGCGAGUUGUUCCUUGUACAGGAAAAUAUUUAUUUUCCAUGCAUCUACAAGAAAAUAUUUAUUCUCCCCUGCUAGGUCUUCAUGGAGUAAAUUGAACACUGAUAAAAUUAUAUUAUUAUAAUA
Molecule: messenger RNA, 1901 nt
Organism: Brassica rapa (field mustard)
Lineage: Eukaryota; Viridiplantae; Streptophyta; Magnoliopsida; Brassicales; Brassicaceae
Molecular function (GO): 5'-3' DNA helicase activity
Source: RefSeq, a predicted model, not a curated record